AUGUGUGUACCAGAUUUUUGUUCGCAAACAGUACCUCAAUCAUUAUGUCCAUGUGAUGGUGCACAAAUACCUUGCACUUCUCAACAAGUGUCUUCUGGUCCUUCUACUACUCUCCCAUUGACGGAAAUAGCUAAUCUGAAUGCACAACCUAAUGUGUUUCCGAAAUCGACUAUCACCUUGCAGCAACCACAUCAUUUUCUACUUCCUUCAACAUUUAACCAAUUCAUACAGCAACAACAACCUCAACUUAUACACUCUUUAAAUUUAUGGCAAAGGCCGGUAACAUCUCAAGGCCAACUGAAAAUGCAACAACCAGCAAUAUCACCACCUCUUUUUAUCAUUCGCACGAUUCAGCAACCUAAUCAGGUAAUGCAACAUAUUCCUACUGCAUCUCACUUAUUCGUACCGCUGCAACAGAAGCAUAUUUACUUAUCACCUUCGUUGCAACAACAGCAACACUAUGAAUGGUCAUCUCAAGUAUCUCUCAAUCAACCUAUUACUCUGCAAGUACCAGGUAAAGUCACUUCAUGUUUCAUUGCGUAA
This is a messenger RNA of Thelazia callipaeda (thelaziosis nematode), 543 nucleotides long. NCBI's taxonomy places the organism in Eukaryota, Metazoa, Nematoda, Chromadorea, Rhabditida, Thelaziidae. The record is from the annotation of a GenBank genome assembly.